Molecule: messenger RNA, 468 nt
Organism: Mesorhabditis belari
Lineage: Eukaryota; Metazoa; Nematoda; Chromadorea; Rhabditida; Rhabditidae
Source: the annotation of a GenBank genome assembly
AUGUGUCUGGAGCAUGCGGAAACGAAGCGAAUUGAAGACUCCGAAAUGGGCUUUGACACUUUUCUGCUAAAGCGAACCCUUGAGCAUUUCGUUGAAGAAAUUGCCGAAGAAUCGAAAGAUCUAAUCGUUGAGCGACCGCGUUUUGCCUAUGCUGUACUUGUUGUUGCUGAUGGAUCUCCAGGGGAAAUUUGUCAAGCCUCUUGCGUACGACGAUUGGACGUGGACGUUCAAGAGGCGGUCACUGUCACAGAGCCAUAUUUCGACGAGGAAAUAGCGAGAGCUCUGCGGCGUUUAGAAGAAAGCAACACGUUCUUGAGCGCCAACACGACGGCUGAAUCCCUUUCCAAUGCCUACACUCCACCAACGAGUCCCCUUUUGAAUGAUCUCGAUGCAUCGAAGACGAUGAUAAAACAAUCACCAAUUCGAAUUCCCCCAGGCGAACAAAUCCUUCGAAAGACGACCACUUUA